Molecule: messenger RNA, 1575 nt
Organism: Vicia faba (fava bean)
Lineage: Eukaryota; Viridiplantae; Streptophyta; Magnoliopsida; Fabales; Fabaceae
Source: the annotation of a GenBank genome assembly
AUGACGCAGUUUCAUUGCGACUCCAAUGGCGUUUGCAUGGUAUGCAAACGCCAGCCUCUAGAAACAGAAACUCUCCACUCACAUUCACUAUGUGGAUAUAUACGGGUUGUGGGAGAAAGGUGGGGUUCCCUUGGUGAGUUGACUGCAUCUGUUGCAUCAGAAGCAGCUGCGCCAGCCCGGGCUCAUUUACGUGCUAUUAAAAGUAGACAAAGAAGGGUAGCUGAAGAAAAUUCACCAGAUUCUGAAAAGCAUAUCCAAAGAGAUUCUAAAAGGGAUCGGCACCAUGAAAUGAGAGCACCUAAAGUGCAAGAUUCAUUAUCUUGGAGAAAGCGCAAAAGCCAGUUUGUGGUAGCUGAGGGUGCUGAGAUCGUUGCUGCUGCAGCAUCUAGCUUAAAUAAAUUUGCUAAUGACGGAAGCUUUAUGCGGGAAUUAGUCAGUAAGGUGAGCGAUACCUCAGAUGUAAGCACACCCAAUGAAGGAAAUGGAAAUGCAGUAGCAGUACAGAAUAAGAUGAGUGCAAACCAGUUGGCAGCCAAGGCUAUGCAACUUCGUUUGAAAGGAAAGAAUGACGAAGCUGACAAACUAAUGGAAGAUGCGAAGGUUUUGAACUCAAAGAAGGCAAAUGAAGAUCAUGCAGUUAGAUCAAGAGCUGAGGGAAGUUCUAGAAGGUAUGCUAUGCAGAGGAUAUCUUCUGAACAGAAGAAAGGCGAGGAUGAUGCCGAUAUGAAUCUUGCUCGCAAUAUAAUGCAGAACAAACAGUUUAAGGUUCACACUCAAGCAGAUGAUGAAUAUGAUUUUGAAGAUGGUCCAAGCAGAAAGAGUAGAAAGAAGCAAGGAGUCGAAGACCCCAAGAAUAUCCAAAAUAAGAUGAAUGCAAAUCGAUUCUUGACCCAGAAAGAACGAUGCCUCUUUUGUCUAGAGAAUCCGAAACGGCCUAUGCAUCUUGUUGUGUCCAUUGCAAAUUUCACAUAUCUUAUGUUGCCACAGUUGCAGCCAUUGGUGCAUGGUCAUUGUUGUAUUCUACCCAUUCACCAUGAAUCAGCUACAAGAACUGUGGAUGAUGAUGUGUGGGUAGAAAUCCGAAACUUCAAGAAAUGCCUUAUUAUGAUGUUUGCAAAGCAAGAUAAGGAAGUAGUGUUUCUUGAAACUGUGAUGGGAUUGGCACAGCAACGGUGCCAUUGUAUGAUUGAGUGCAUUCCUUUACCCAAAGAUAUUGCUAAAGACGCUCCUUUAUACUUUAAGAAGGCAAUUGAUGAAGCAGAAGACGAGUGGAGCCAGCAUAAUGCUAAAAAACUCAUUGAUACCAGUCAAAAGGGUCUGCGAAACUCAAUCCCCAAGGAUUUCCCAUAUUUUCAUGUUGAAUUUGGCUUAAACAAGGGAUUUGUUCAUGUCAUUGAUGACGAAAAGGACUUCAAAAGUAACCUCGGAUUGAAUGUUCUCAGAGGCAUGCUGCAUUUACCUGAGGAAGAUAUGUACAGGCGACAAAGGUAUGCAGCAUUGGACGUACAGAAGCAAGCAGUGGCAAACUUUUCCAAAGAGUGGAAAGAGUUUGACUGGACAACGGAACUUCAUUGA